This is a messenger RNA of Xenopus laevis (African clawed frog), 3336 nucleotides long. It is a transcript of the gene gabra2.S, whose product is annotated as gamma-aminobutyric acid (GABA) A receptor, apha 2 S homeolog. NCBI's taxonomy places the organism in Eukaryota, Metazoa, Chordata, Amphibia, Anura, Pipidae. The record is from RefSeq and is marked provisional. Gene Ontology annotation, cellular component: cytoplasmic vesicle membrane; membrane; postsynaptic membrane. Gene Ontology annotation, molecular function: monoatomic ion channel activity; extracellular ligand-gated monoatomic ion channel activity; transmembrane signaling receptor activity. Gene Ontology annotation, biological process: chloride transport; monoatomic ion transmembrane transport; regulation of postsynaptic membrane potential.
CUCUGCAGGGAGAGCGGCGGCAACAUCAUCUACCGCUCGUCAAGGUGGUGGUUGUUACGAUUAAAAUCGAAGCGACUAUGGGAAGUACCCUGGCGUCCUGCAGGAAGAAAAUCCUUCUCUUCUUUACCCUGGUGCUGUGGGAGUCUUCCAGACAAGUUCUGGGGGAUACCGUGGAUAAUGAUGCAAAGAACAACAUUACCAUUUUUACAAGGAUUCUAGACAGACUUCUGGAUGGCUAUGAUAAUCGGCUGAGGCCUGGACUAGGAGACCGAGUAACAGAAGUCCAUACUGAUAUCUACGUGACAAGCUUUGGUCCUGUUUCUGAUACAGAUAUGGAAUAUACAAUUGAUGUCUUUUUUCGUCAAAACUGGCAAGAUGAACGGCUGAGAUUUAAAGGACCAAUGCAUAUUCUUCGAUUAAACAACCUAAUGGCAAAUAAAAUUUGGACUCCUGACACAUUCUUCCAUAACGGAAAGAAGUCUAUAGCCCACAACAUGACCAUGCCAAAUAAGCUGUUAAGAAUUCAAGAUGACGGGACUCUCUUGUAUACUAUGAGGCUCACUGUCCAAGCUGAAUGUCCCAUGCAUUUAGAAGAUUUUCCCAUGGAUGCUCAUGCUUGUCCAUUAAAAUUUGGAAGCUAUGCCUACACAACUUCUGAAGUGACCUAUGUAUGGACACGGAAUGCCACAGAUUCUGUAGUGGUGGCACCAGAUGGAUCUCGAUUAAAUCAGUAUGUGCUUUUGGGCCAUUUAGUUGGUAAAGAAACCAUAAAAUCCAGCACAGGUGAAUACACAGUGAUGACAACACAUUUUCAUUUGAAACGAAAGAUUGGCUAUUUUGUGAUCCAGACUUAUCUGCCCUGCAUCAUGACCGUUAUUUUGUCUCAGGUGUCUUUCUGGUUGAACAGAGAGUCUGUCCCUGCAAGAACAGUGUUUGGUGUCACCACUGUAUUGACAAUGACAACACUCAGUAUCAGUGCCAGAAACUCCCUUCCAAAAGUGGCCUAUGCAACAGCCAUGGACUGGUUCAUUGCAGUCUGCUAUGCUUUUGUAUUUUCUGCUUUAAUAGAGUUUGCAACUGUCAACUACUUUACCAAAAGAGGAUGGGCUUGGGAUGGAAAAAGUAUUGUCAAUGACAAGAAAAAAGAGAAGGCUUCAGUGAUAAAGAAAAACAAUGCCUACGCCGUCGCUGUUGCAAAUUAUGCUCCGAACAUCACUAAAGAUUCAGCUCUGCCAACAAUAUCUAAAAGUGCAACCGCUGAUCCGAACAAAGCAAAACCACAGGAGGCAAAGAAAACAUUUAACAGCGUCAGUAAAAUCGACAGAAUGUCUAGAAUAGUCUUUCCACUUUUAUUUGGUACAUUCAAUUUGGUCUACUGGGCAACUUAUCUGAAUAGGGAACUUGCCAUUGAUGGGCUGGCAUUUUCAAAAUAGAAAUAGGAAUUUGCUAACACUCCAUUAGCAUCUUCAGUCUGUUUUAGUAUAUAUUACUAAUAAACUGAUUUGUUCAUUGAAAUGUACAGUACGUGCCUCUUAAAUAGAGGACUUUGUUAACUGGAAUGAGCUUUGAGAAGAUUGCACUUAUGGCUUCUAUAAAAUGACAUAGAUUACAAAGUAUUUAUUAUUAUGAUAUAUUAUAUAUAUAUAUUAUAUAUUAUUUUCUUUUUUACUUUGGAAAUGGAGGAGUAAAACACAUUGUAUAGCGAUGCAGUGUGUCACCCUUUAGCAGUGGAAGGGAUUAAAGUUCUAUUGUAGCACAUGGUGAGUGGUUAAUCUCAAUAAGGAAUGGCCUUCUGCACUCCAGUGGUUUCACAGCUGAAAUUAUCAGCAUUCUCUGCCAACCGAGCACGAGGGAGGAUGCUGGGAUUUCAAUUUCGUUCUGCAACCACUGCAAUGCCACAGGUUGCCUAUAUGUGUUAAAAGAGAACCAAUUUAUGGAGACAUGGAUUUUUAUUUUGGGGACAUAUUUUUUUGAUGUACGACUCUUUUUUAUGAUAAUGCAGCAUUCUGUGUACAAACUAGUUUCUAAAUUCGGAAGUUUAAUGUGCUUCACAUAAAUAUUUAUUGAUACCUUUACUUUUUCAGGAAAAGUGUUAGUGUAGGUACAAAAAAAAAAGUAUCUUUUUAUUACAUACUUUGGGUAUUUUCCCAGUACUGACUGAAAUUCUCUAAAAUUGUUGAUAAACCUUUUUAACAUCUGUAUAAUAAUAAUAAUAAUAAUAUAUAUGAAAAUGGCAGUCUUAGAGUUUAUGCAACUGCCACUUCAAUCCAAUAUGAUCUUAUAAACUCUUUGGGCCCAAUGAACGCUAAUUUACCACUGAGUUCAUCCGAGUUGGAUGGGUCCAGUUGCAUUAGAUGUUUUUUUUGACAAGGUCACCCUUGCACUUUGGGGCCCUUAACAGGUGAAAUAUCUAUCCCUCAUUUGCAGUAUGCUUGCAAUAUUAAAUUUAGCUUUUCAGGGAUAGUGUUAAACACUAGUGAUGGGCGAAUGUAUUCGACAGGCGCAAAUUUGCGGCAAAUUUACAGGUUUCGCACCUGGCGAAUAAAUUUGUGAAUUUGCAGCGAAAACUCACCGUCGAAGAUUCACAAGUUUUUUGCCGGCGUCAAAAUCGGCGUUUCACAAAUGUUUCACUGCAAAUCUUUUCAUGGUUAAGCGAAACGGGACAAAUUCGCCAUCACUAUUGAACAUUAUAACCCUCCCCAAUGAUUGCUGCCUUCAGCUAACUAUGAAUGUCCACCGGACCAUAUUUCAAUUCCUGCCUCCUAUAUUACUCAAAAAACACUUAAUUAUGUCAAAAUAGCUUAACAUGACUAGUAUUUUAGUUAGCUAUUUAAGGCAUAUUGUACUUACGUGGGAAUGUAAUAUGUUUUGUUAGCGCAAAAUACUUCUUAAACACUUUUGCGAACGUUAGCAACCAAGAUUUUCACUGUUUGCGUCCUUUAUGACCAAUUUGAGACAACAACUUCCUUGCAAAGUUUGUGAGCAAAUUACUUUUGCCAACAUGUGCAUUAUAUGUAAUAAAAUGUACAAUCGCAAAGCGUUUUUUUGAGACAAAAUGUUUAAGAAAACUCAAGAGCAGGUGUUAACGCUAUCCUUUUCUUAGUGGUAAUGAGCAAUGUAAUAUUUGCCAGUGGAUGAUUUCACAUUGUGAGCUAAACAUUUGCAAAAUACCAUUUUAAACAACCCUUGUGAUUUUAAUUACAUUUACAAAAUUUAUUAUAAAUGUAUUCCUCCCAUGUGUCCUGCUUAAAGAACACAGUGGUUAAUAGUAAUAAUGGAAUAGAGAGCCCAAAGAAUAUGUUUUUGCAAUUUUCCAAAAUAAAUGCUUAUUUGCCA